Messenger RNA from Lasiosphaeria miniovina, 1197 nucleotides. RefSeq lists its product as uncharacterized. The transcript is spliced from 6 exons. The coding region runs from base 1 to 1197 and encodes 398 amino acids. NCBI's taxonomy places the organism in Eukaryota, Fungi, Ascomycota, Sordariomycetes, Sordariales, Lasiosphaeriaceae. Gene Ontology annotation, molecular function: protein binding. The record is from RefSeq and is a predicted model, not a curated record.
AUGGACCCCCUCUCCAUCAUUACCGGCAUUGCUGGCGUCGUCGGUUUUGCAGCAGCAACAACCAACGGCCCGAGAAAGCUCAUCUCCGACAUAAAUGAUACCCCCGAGUUGGUAGAAGACAUUUCCCUCGAGCUGGACGGGCUCGAUUCUAUCCUCGAGCUGGACGGGCUCGAUUCCAUCGUCGAUCUAACCCGGGACCUAAUCUCGCCCCACAAGCUGCACCCAGCACACGCCACCGCCAUCAGGAAGGUCAAGCAGAGCAGCCUCAAGCGGACAAGAAUCACAAAUACCGUGUGCGCCUUCACGGUCUGGCCCAAAUACAAAAGCUCCAUCAAAAUGCAGAAGGCGGUACUCAAGGGCAAGCGGCUGGAUCUGAUACUAGCCUUCAACAUUCUAAACGGGGCCUACCUCAAAGAGUUCCUAGUAGACAUCAAAGCCCUCUUCGACCGCGUCGCCCGCGUCGCCCACGAGUCUCUAGACACGGCAGCCGAGCAGAGCACGAGGCGCGGGAUCGAAGACUGCAUCAGCACCGUAGCUGACGAGCCUCGCCUGCAACUCGCCGGCGGCGACGACCAGACCGACGGCGGGACCGUGGUCGGCAAAUACUGGGGCCAGUUUGAAUACGCAAGCGCCCUCAACAAGCCGCCGCCCAUCGUGGCCUUUCAGGACAUCCGCGACCUGCCGGGGCGGGCCAGGCGCUUCUCCAGGCCAUCACAGCCGGGAACACUGCCGCCGUCCUUGCACCUGUGCGCACUCCUCGACGAGGGCUUCGACGCCAACAGCAGCGGCCGCGGCAUGGCCGCAGUGCACCUGGCGGCGAUGGCAGGCGACAUGGCGGUGCUCGCGGCGUUGGUCGCGCACGGCGCCGACAUCAACCGCCACGUGUCGGCCGGCGCGCUCGAGGCGCCGCGCGGGGGCUACAUCAAGCAGCUCACCGCGCUGCGCGACUGCAGCCACGAGCACAGCCCGCUGACGCUGGCCACGAACAACAUGGACGUGUUCCGGUUCCUGCUCGAGCACGGCGCCAACCCGGACCUGCGACUGCCGGUCCGCGGCACGCCGUGCCUCAACGAGGUCUGCGACAAUCUCCGCCUCGUGUCCUUGCUCGUCGAGUACGGCGCGGACGUCAACGCGCGGCUUGGUGAUGGUGUCACGCUGCUUCACGAGGCCGUGUGGGAUAACAGGUUCCUCGAGUGA